Molecule: messenger RNA, 1600 nt
Organism: Fragaria vesca subsp. vesca
Lineage: Eukaryota; Viridiplantae; Streptophyta; Magnoliopsida; Rosales; Rosaceae
Product: F-box/FBD/LRR-repeat protein At1g13570-like
Exons: 4
Coding region: 159-1445 (428 amino acids)
Source: RefSeq, a predicted model, not a curated record
AAAAGAAAAGAAAAACGAAAGAAAGGAAAGAACAGGAAGGCGAGAACAAGAACAGUCAUAGGUAGACUCUCGGACAAAGAACUAGAUCUAGACGAAGCUCCACCAGAUCCGCUUCAUCACUUAGUGAUCGAGUUAGAACGUGCUGAUACUGAUCGAAAAUGGAACUGGACAGAAUUAGCAGUUUACCGAAUGAUGUCACAGAAAAGAUUUUGUCACAUCUGCUGCCUAGAGAAGCAGCGAGGACAAGUGUUUUAUCGACCAAGUGGAGAUACAAAUCGGCCAUGCUUCAUGAUCUAGAGUUUGAUGAGUGUUGUUGGAGUGAAAGCCAAAAUCGGGAGGUUGAUGAUUGUGAUGAUCAAACAAGCUUUGUGAAAAUGGUUGAUCAUGUACUCUUACUUCAUAUCGGCCCCAUACGCAAGUUUAAGCUGGUUUGUGAUUUAAAUGAGCUAACUACUAGAGAUAUUGAUCGAUGGGUUACUCAUCUAUCAAGAAACUCUAUCAAAGAGUUGAUACUCUUUCUUUGGGAAUCUGGAUACAAGAUCCCAUUAUGUGUGUUUUCUUGUCAAGAUCUCGUUCGUUUGGAGUUCACUCAGUGUAUGCUCAAACCUCCGUCAACGUUCAAAGGAUUUAGUAGCUUGAAAAGCCUUCAACUUAUCGCUGUUGACUUGGACCAAGAUGUGUUUCAAAUUUUGAUUCGUUCUAGUCCUCUGCUUGAGAAAUUAACACUGCGACAUUGUGAGGGUGUUAGCAAUCUCAAGAUUAAUGCACCAAACCUCAAAUAUAUGCAUGUUUUAGGUACUUUCGAUGUUGUCAACCUUGAGAGUGCCUUGAAUAUUACUGAGGCUGAAGUUUAUGUAAGCAUCCAUUCUGAGUCUGCUUACGACAGAUGGGUUCCUGACAGUUGGAAACCCAGCAGUUCUAGCAAUUUGCUCAAGAUUUUUGAUCACCUCCCACGUAUUCGAAGGCUCGAGAUUAAGUGGCACUUUUUGAAGUAUUUGUCUUUGGGUGCGUUGCCAGAAAAGCUCCCUAAACCCUGCCAGUAUCUGAAAGUUCUUACUAUGGACUUAUGCUUUGAUGAUCCGGAUGCAAUUCAAACUGCUCUAUGCAUUCUGAUAAGCUCCCCUGCUCUGCAGGAAUUAGAAAUCUUUAUGGAUGACAGAAAGAAACUCACAAGGUCACCCGGUGUUGUCGAACAACAGAACUCUUCUUGUUUCGAGGUCAGCUACAACUGCACAUUCUAUCAACUGCGACUUGUGAACAUAACCCGGAUCUCUGGUGUUGAAGCUGAACUAGAUUUCAUCAAAUGUAUACUUUUAGGUUCACCUCUGCUUGAGAGAAUGACUGUCACGCCUGCUUCUAUGGAUGGUUUUACAAAACUUGUAAAAGAGCUACUCCAGCUUAAACGUGAAUCGAAGCAUGCAGCGAUAAUUCUCAUGGAUCCAUAAUUCUUCAAUGAAUCGAAGCAGCUAAACGGUUCUGGACUUCUGGUUGAAAUGAAACAGGGUUUGGAGUGGUAUCUUUUGGUACAAGUCUAAAGUCUUCAUAUCAUGAUUUCCUCUGUCACUAACUCACUAUUAAGUUGGUUUCGCAUACAAAAUGG